CUCGUCCACAAUGUCCCGCCCCGGCAUCGCGCGCCUGCGCACCCUUGCACGGCGGUGCUACGCGACGCCCGCAGCCGCGGUCACGCAGCCCACAUUUCCAGGGAUCACGAAUCCGAAGCCGCCGACGACGGGGCAGCCGCUGGCGCGCAGCCACGCGCACCUCGUGCGCGCCGGCGAGCUCACCCCUGGCAUCAGCGCGGCCGAGUACGAGAGCCGGCGGCGGCGGCUCAUGGAGUCGCUGCCGGCCGGGAGCGUGGUCGUGUGCAUGGGCGGGACGGUGCGGCUGGUGUCGCAGCAGAUCUUCUACAGGUUCAGGCAAGCGACGGACUUUUGGUACCUCACUGGCUUUGACGAGCCGGACGCGGUCGCCGUGUUGGUCUCCAAACCCUCCUCGCCCCGGGGAUACGAGUACGUGCUCUUCGUGCCCCCGCGCACGCCGCACGCGCUGCAAUGGGAAGGCGACUGCGCGGGGGUUGACGGCGCCGUGUCCGUCUUUGGCGCCGACGAAGCCUUCGCGAACACGGAGCUCCCCUCGCGCCUGCCGGCGCUCCUCUCGCACGCGGCGGAAGUAUACGCGUCCCUCCCGCCGUCGCCGUCGCCAUCCGCGUCGUCGCAGCCGCACCCGCCCCCCUCCCGCCGCCGAUCCUCCCUCCUCAAGCUGUUCCACCGGGACGCGCCCGCCGGCGCAUUCAACUGGAAGAGCUUCGACAACGACCCGCCGCACCUCGUGCUGAGCGCGGCGCUGGCCAGCGACGCCGCCAAGCCGCUCGCCCGCGUCGUGGAGCAUCUGCGGAUACGCAAGAGCCCCGCCGAGCUCGCGCUCAUGGCGCGCGCGGGCGAGAUCUCGGCGCGCGCACACUGCCAAGUCAUGCGCUUCGCGCGUGCCGGCGGCACCGAAGCAAACCUCCAAGCCACGUUCGAGUACCAUUGCGCGCUGGGCGGGAGCGAGCGCCCCGCUUACGUGCCGGUCGUGGCGAGCGGGGCGAAUGCCCUCGUCAUCCACUAUACGCGGAACGACUGCGUGCUGGGCCAAGACGACAUGGUGCUGAUCGACGCGGGCGGCGAGUACCACAUGUACGCGAGCGACAUCACGCGCACGUUUCCCGUCGCGGGGCGCUUCUCGCCCGCCCAGCGCGACUUGUACACCGCCGUGCUGAACGUGCAAAAGGAUCUCGUGGCGCGCUGCAAGCCCGGCGAGGCGAAUCUCAACGAGCUGCAUCGCGAGAGCUGCGUGGCGCUCGGCCGCGAACUGAAGCAGAUCGGGUUCAACCUCUCACCCGGGGACGUCGAGCGCACGCUCUACCCCCACUUCCUCAGCCACCACGUCGGCUCGGACCUGCACGACUGCCCCAGCGCCGAGCGCGGCGUCAUCCUCUCCGAGGGGCAUGUGGUGACCAUCGAGCCGGGGGUGUAUGUCCCCCGCGACCCGCGCUUCCCGAAGGCGUUCCACGGCCUCGGCGUGCGCAUAGAAGACGAGGUGGCCGUGACGAAGGACGGGCCGUGGGUGCUCACGCCCGCGCCGAAGGAGGUCGCCGAGGUCGAGGCCGCGUGUCAGGCAUAGACAUGUAUUGCAUUGCAUAAGUGUUGGGCGUGCCGCGCCGAAGAGACGAGGACGU
Molecule: messenger RNA, 1616 nt
Organism: Cutaneotrichosporon oleaginosum
Lineage: Eukaryota; Fungi; Basidiomycota; Tremellomycetes; Trichosporonales; Trichosporonaceae
Biological process (GO): proteolysis
Cellular component (GO): mitochondrion
Molecular function (GO): aminopeptidase activity
Source: RefSeq, a predicted model, not a curated record